Ostreococcus lucimarinus CCE9901 is the source of this 1175-nucleotide messenger RNA. It is a transcript of the gene PYR2, whose product is annotated as aspartate carbamoyltransferase. Gene Ontology annotation, molecular function: amino acid binding; aspartate carbamoyltransferase activity. Gene Ontology annotation, biological process: 'de novo' pyrimidine nucleobase biosynthetic process; amino acid metabolic process. Bases 78 to 1145 code for a protein of 355 amino acids. The transcript has a single exon. The record is from RefSeq and is a predicted model, not a curated record. Lineage: Eukaryota; Viridiplantae; Chlorophyta; Mamiellophyceae; Mamiellales; Bathycoccaceae.
CGCGAGUCCGCGGUGACGCGCGCGCGCGCGGUGAUCGCGCGCGCGCGAUUCGGUGCGCGCGCGCGUCCCGGACCGCCAUGGCGCGCGCGUCCGUCGCGCCGGCGCGAGGCGACGUCGCCGCGCGUCGCCGAAGCGCGCGACGCGCGGCUCGAGGACGCGUCGGUGCGUCGCGUCGCGUCGCGCGCGACGCGACGCGCGAUGCGACGUACGCGAGCGGGCUGGCGACGCUGGAAUCGUGCGUCGAGGCGGAGCAGUUCGAUCGAGCGAUGAUGGAGGAGCUCUUCGACGUGGCGGACGCGAUGGAGCGCGUGCGACCGGGCGCGCCGGAGUCGACGAUGCUGCAGGGAUACCUGAUGAGCACGCUGUUUUAUGAACCGUCCACGCGCACGCGAUUGUCGUUCGAGGCGGCGAUGGGACGACUGGGCGGCGGCAUCGUCAGCACGGAGAGCGCGGGGGAGUACUCGAGCGCGGCGAAGGGGGAGACGCUCGAGGACACGAUGCGAACGGUGGAGGGAUACGCGGACAUCGUCGUUCUGAGACAUUUCACCGCGGGGUCGGCGCGCCGAGCGGCGAACGCGAUCGGGAAACCACUCAUCAACGCAGGCGACGGACCGGGUCAGCACCCGACGCAAGCUUUGCUCGACGUGUACACGAUUCGCAAAGAAAUCGGCAGGUUGGACGACUUUAAAAUCGCCCUCGUCGGCGAUUUGGCCAACGGGCGCACGGUGCGCUCGCUCGCCAGCGCGUUGACGCAAUUCAACAACGUCAAGUUUUACUUCGUGGCCCCGGAUGUGGUGAAGAUGAAGGACGACAUAAAGGACUUGUUGACGAGCAAAGGUAUCGAGUGGGAGGAGGCGACCGACUUGGCCGCCGUGGCGGCGGAUGUGGACGUUUUGUACCAAACGCGAAUUCAAAAAGAACGAUUCGCGAACCCGGAAGAUUACGCCAAAGCGAGCGGAAAAUACAUCGUCGACCGCACCAUCAUGGACGCUUUGCCGAAAUCGUCCGUCGUCAUGCACCCCUUACCUCGCGUCGACGAAAUCGUCGUCGACGUCGACGACGAUCCGCGCGCCGGAUAUUUCCGUCAAGCUCAGAACGGUCUCUUCAUUCGCAUGGCGCUCUUGAAAGUGUUGCUGCGCGUGUAAUACUCGCGUUAUCGCAACUACGUUUCCUAC